AUGAAACAAGGUGCAUUCGCUCUUGAAUUAUGGAGCCGACUUGAAGAAGUUUUUCAUGACAAUAAGCAUACUAGGGCUGUGUAUUUAGAGGAGAAAUUCAACAAUACUAGACUUGAAAAUUUUGCUAAUAUGGCUGCCUAUUGCAAGGAGAUCAAGCUUCUUGCCGAUCAAUUGAGCAACGUUGAUAAUCCGGUCUCUGACAGGAAGAUGGUUCUUCAGAUGAUUUCUGGCCUUACUAAGGGGGAAUACGACACGGUUGCUACUUUGAUCUCCCAAACCGACCCCACCCCGAGUUUCAGCAAGGCCGGGUCUAUGUUUUUUCUUGAGGAAACAAGAAAAUCCAAGCAAGAUGAACAUGGACAUCAUGCCCUCAUGGCGCAACAGCAAUCUCCGGCCACCGCCACCUCUACGCCGCCCACACAGCAGCCCCCAUAG
Messenger RNA from Chenopodium quinoa (quinoa), 435 nucleotides. RefSeq lists its product as uncharacterized. The transcript has a single exon. Lineage: Eukaryota; Viridiplantae; Streptophyta; Magnoliopsida; Caryophyllales; Amaranthaceae. Bases 1 to 435 code for a protein of 144 amino acids. The record is from RefSeq and is a predicted model, not a curated record.